GGUCACGUAACGGCUGCUCUGCGUGUGGCUGGGGAGGGGGCGCUCCUAGGCACCCCGAGCUCUCCGCGCGCCUCGGCUUCCAAACUGUUACCGGCUCGUAAACAACAGCUGCGCGCGCACCGCAUCAGCUGGCGCCGGGAUUCUGCACCUGCGACCGCCUCCUCCCCUCGCCGUCGCCCCCUCCCGCUCAGCCCGCGCCGGCGGGCGAGGCCGUCACCUCCUCUGCUAGAACCCGGAGCGAGGACGGCCGGGGGCUGAGCUGCGUCCCGGCCCUCAGGAGAGAAGGCGUCUCUCGGCGGCGGGCUGCCGGUCCUGUCACAUAGGAGAAACCCAGCGCGCCGGCUGAGGGCUCGAUGGACUAGCGACGACCUGGCACGACCCUGCGCUGCAGUCCCAGCCGUCUCGACCCGCUCCCCGCCGCCUUCCACAGCCCGGGGACCUUUCUGCUGGCGGCGCGGGCUGGCCACCCCCGCACACCUCUCGGCGGCGGAAUCCGCUUUGCCCCUGCCUGGUCUGCUCACCCUCUUGUUCUCUUCCACCUAGUAGUGGGGGCUAUUUCUCCCGUUAUGCAUGCGCACCUCUCCCACCAGACCCAAGUGGAUUACCGGCCUCGAAAACGUCGGGCGGCUGUGCACACACCUCCUAGCCAGACCUGUGGGGUAUUCACCUGAUACACAACAGGUGGCCGGGUGGACACCGUCUCGCAGUCUGAUCCAUGCUGUAUUCGCCGGAUCAGGGUGGGCCUGCGCGCCUGGCGCUCAACUAGAGCCGUGGGACACUUACCAGUAAAGAACUACCUAUCUCUCCCCAAACCAGGUGGUGGAGGGAAGACAGGCUUUCCCUGCUGCUGAGACCAUGGCGCUGACCCCCAGCCCUGGACCAGGGGAGAUGGCUAGAUAACUUGCUACGGACAAACUUACACAAGAUUGGCUUGUUCCUUUUUUUUUUUUUUUUGUUUUCCCUCAAAUUUUUUUUCAGCUGCUGGUAGUGUAUGUGCGCACUCUAGGACAUCUGCUUGACUUCUGAGUAGAUGGAUUCUUACUGGGGUCUUUUUGUGCCGUGUUAAUCAAGGUCAUUGAGGGUUUUUUUUUUAAGUUUCUUGAUUCUGCAAUCAAAAAUAAUUAAAGUAGGUGGGAAGAUUUUGCGGGGUUUCCCUUUUUUCUUUGACCUUAUAAAGAAAAAGAAAAAUGCAUCCUCCAGAAACCACCACCAAGAUGGCCUCAGUUCGGUUCAUGGUCACACCAACAAAGAUCGAUGACAUUCCAGGUUUGUCAGACACUAGCCCGGACCUCAGCUCACGGUCCAGUUCCCGGGUGAGGUUUAGCUCCCGGGAAAGUGUGCCCGAAACCAGUCGGAGCGAGCCUAUGAGUGAGACGUCUGGGGUCACCACUUCCCUUGCAACUGUUGCACUGGAUCCAGCCAGUGACCGGACUUCUAACGCCCAGGACGUUACUGAGGACCCGAGUCAGAACUCCAUCACAGGGGAACACAGCCAACUGUUAGAUGAUGGCCAUAAGAAAGCUCGGAAUGCUUAUCUCAAUAAUUCUAAUUAUGAAGAAGGAGAUGAAUAUUUUGAUAAAAACUUGGCACUCUUUGAGGAAGAAAUGGACACCAGACCAAAGGUUUCUUCUCUUCUCAAUCGUAUGGCCAAUUAUACUAAUCUAACACAAGGAGCAAAGGAACAUGAAGAAGCAGAGAAUAUCACUGAAGGGAAAAAGAAGCCCACCAAGAGCCCCCAAAUGGGUACCUUCAUGGGUGUCUACCUCCCAUGUCUACAAAAUAUUUUUGGUGUGAUACUGUUUCUUCGCCUUACAUGGGUUGUGGGCACAGCUGGAGUUCUCCAGGCCUUUGCAAUUGUUCUCAUCUGCUGCUGCUGUACACUGUUGACUGCCAUCUCCAUGAGCGCCAUCGCUACUAACGGAGUGGUGCCAGCUGGGGGCUCAUACUUUAUGAUUUCCCGGGCCCUGGGCCCAGAGUUCGGGGGAGCUGUUGGCCUCUGCUUUUAUCUUGGUACCACAUUUGCAGCAGCCAUGUAUAUCCUUGGUGCCAUUGAAAUUUUUCUGAUAUAUAUUGUCCCCCGAGCUGCCAUCUUUCGAAGUGAUGAUGCACUCAAGGAAUCAGCAGCCAUGCUAAAUAACAUGCGUGUCUACGGCACAGCUUUCUUAGUCCUCAUGGUGUUGGUAGUUUUCAUUGGUGUACGCUACGUGAACAAGUUUGCUUCACUUUUCCUGGCCUGUGUCAUUGUGUCCAUCUUGGCCAUUUAUGCUGGAGCCAUCAAGUCGUCUUUUGCCCCUCCAGAGUUCCCGGUCUGCAUGCUGGGUAACCGCACCCUUUCAUCAAGGCACAUUGACAUUUGCUCUAAGACUAAGGAAGUUAACAACAUGACAGUACCGUCUAAGUUAUGGGGCUUCUUCUGUAACUCCAGUCAGUUCUUUAAUGCCAGCUGUGACGAAUACUUUGUUCACAAUAAUGUCACUUCAAUCCAGGGAAUUCCUGGACUGGCUAGUGGUGUCAUUACAGAGAAUCUUUGGAGUAAUUAUCUGCCCAAGGGAGAGAUCAUUGAAAAGCCCUCAGCAAAAUCUUCUGAUGUCUUAGGCAGUUUAAACCAUGAGUACGUCCUUGUUGACAUCACCACCUCCUUCACUCUUCUGGUGGGCAUCUUCUUUCCCUCUGUCACAGGUAUCAUGGCUGGAUCAAACAGAUCUGGAGAUCUGAAAGAUGCCCAGAAGUCUAUUCCCAUUGGCACUGUCCUUGCCAUCUUGACCACCUCCUUUGUCUAUUUAAGCAAUGUUGUCCUUUUUGGUGCAUGUAUUGAAGGUGUUGUUCUAAGAGACAAGUUUGGGGAUGCUGUGGAAGGUAAUCUGGUGGUGGGCACAUUAUCUUGGCCCUCCCCAUGGGUGAUUGUUAUUGGCUCCUUCUUCUCAACAUGUGGGGCUGGACUGCAGAGCCUCACAGGUGCACCGAGACUGCUACAGGCUAUAGCCAAGGAUAACAUCAUACCCUUUCUAAGAGUUUUUGGUCACAGCAAAGCCAACGGGGAACCUACAUGGGCUUUACUUUUAACUGCUGCCAUCGCAGAGCUGGGAAUCCUUAUCGCCUCGCUGGAUCUUGUGGCCCCAAUCCUAUCCAUGUUUUUUCUCAUGUGUUACCUCUUUGUAAACUUAGCAUGUGCCUUGCAAACAUUACUUCGAACACCCAACUGGAGACCCAGGUUCCGCUACUACCACUGGGCUCUUUCUUUCAUGGGAAUGAGUAUUUGUCUGGCUCUGAUGUUCAUUUCUUCCUGGUAUUAUGCCAUUGUAGCUAUGGUAAUAGCUGGUAUGAUCUACAAGUACAUCGAGUACCAAGGAGCUGAGAAAGAAUGGGGUGAUGGUAUUCGUGGGCUGUCCCUUAGUGCAGCCCGGUUUGCUCUACUUCGACUAGAAGAAGGACCUCCACACACUAAGAACUGGAGGCCUCAGCUACUUGUUUUACUGAAACUAGAUGAAGACUUACAUGUCAAGCAUCCUCGCCUCCUUACCUUUGCUUCACAACUCAAAGCAGGAAAGGGUCUCACUAUUGUGGGCUCCGUCAUUGUGGGGAACUUCCUGGAGAACUAUGGUGAAGCUUUGGCUGCUGAGCAGACCAUAAAGCACCUAAUGGAGGCAGAGAAGGUGAAGGGAUUCUGCCAGCUGGUGGUGGCUGCCAAGCUGAAAGAGGGCAUUUCCCACCUCAUCCAGUCGUGUGGCCUUGGGGGCAUGAAGCACAACACAGUGGUAAUGGGAUGGCCUAAUGGCUGGCGCCAGAGUGAAGAUGCUCGGGCAUGGAAGACUUUUAUUGGCACAGUGCGAGUCACAACUGCUGCCCACCUGGCUCUGCUGGUGGCUAAGAACAUCUCCUUCUUCCCCAGCAACGUGGAACAGUUUCCUGAGGGCAACAUUGAUGUGUGGUGGAUUGUGCAUGACGGGGGGAUGCUCAUGCUGCUGCCAUUCCUGCUCAAGCAGCACAAGGUGUGGCGAAAAUGCAGCAUACGGAUCUUCACAGUAGCCCAGCUGGAAGACAACAGUAUUCAGAUGAAGAAAGACCUGGCCACCUUCCUGUAUCACCUACGCAUUGAGGCAGAAGUGGAAGUGGUGGAGAUGCAUGACAGUGAUAUAUCAGCUUACACAUAUGAGCGUACCCUGAUGAUGGAGCAGAGGUCCCAGAUGCUCCGGCACAUGCGACUCUCCAAAACAGAGCGGGACAGAGAGGCACAGCUGGUGAAAGACCGGAACUCAAUGCUGCGACUGACCAGUAUUGGCUCCGAUGAGGAUGAAGAAACAGAAACCUAUCAUGAGAAGGUGCACAUGACUUGGACAAAAGACAAGUACAUGGCUUCUCGGGGGCAAAAGGCCAAGUCAAUGGAAGGAUUCCAGGACCUGCUUAACAUGCGUCCGGACCAGUCCAACGUGAGGCGGAUGCAUACAGCAGUGAAGCUCAAUGAAGUUAUAGUUAACAAGUCCCAUGAAGCCAAGCUGGUUUUGUUGAAUAUGCCAGGACCACCCCGUAACCCUGAAGGUGAUGAAAACUAUAUGGAAUUCUUAGAAGUGCUCACCGAGGGACUGGAGCGCGUCCUUCUAGUUAGAGGUGGUGGCAGUGAAGUUAUCACCAUUUAUUCCUAAUCUACUCCUGAAAGACUGCUUGGCCUCACCUUCCCUAAAAGGCUUCCAUCAUCCAUGGAAGUGCCAGCUCUUUACUACCACACCCAUCAACUAGAGGCCUGUGUUCUAUACACAUCACUCUGAACUUUUGAUAAGAUGAGCCUCAAAUACUUGUGCAAGAAAGUACAAAUAGGUCUGUUUGCUCUUUGUCCCAUAUGAUCUUCUGUCUACAAAAGUAACAAAUACGCCCUCAACAUCAGAACAAUGGUCAAGUCCUAAAAGCCAUGUCUGAACUGGUUGAAGAUAGAAUUAAUAUGUUAGACCAAUAAAAUGAAUUGGCAAAAGGGGUGCUAGAGAAUUCAACUGGAGAAAAAAAGCAAGUACAGAUCAGACAUUGAAGAUGAGUCUCAAUGACACAACAUUAUGGUCCUGUGACACCGUGGGAGUAAUAGCCAGAGACACAGCCUUAUAUUAAAGAAUUCAUAGCCAAGUACGAAGAUCUAACCUCCUGAUGGAGUUAACCUUUUGAAAGCCAAGAUGCAAACCUUUUAUAGCUAAUUUUCUUUAGAGUAUACUCUGCUUUCCAGGACUCUGACUUUAUAUUAGGGUACUAAGAACAAAAGUGAAACAUGGCUGCAGAAUACCAGGUUAAGUAUAUAUAACUGUGUUGGUGUAUAUUUCAGCUGUUUCUCGAAGCCCAGGCUGUGAUUAAGAUUGUAAUAGAGGCAGUGUUAACCAUGGAAAUUGUAUGUUUAAGUCGGAGUAAAAAUUAUUCCUUUUAGGUUCUUUUCAAAUGGCA
Molecule: messenger RNA, 5418 nt
Organism: Condylura cristata (star-nosed mole)
Lineage: Eukaryota; Metazoa; Chordata; Mammalia; Eulipotyphla; Talpidae
Gene: SLC12A6
Product: solute carrier family 12 (potassium/chloride transporter), member 6
Exons: 25
Coding region: 1188-4640 (1150 amino acids)
Biological process (GO): chloride ion homeostasis; chemical synaptic transmission; cell volume homeostasis
Cellular component (GO): membrane
Molecular function (GO): potassium:chloride symporter activity
Source: RefSeq, a predicted model, not a curated record